UAUUUUUUGUUCACUACCUAUAACGCUUAUUAACAGAAAAGUGUUAUAGGAAUGCCCUCGAUAAUAGGACCGGCGGAUAUGCAACACCAAAGAAAGUUUUUUGACAAGAUCACCUCUACAAAGGGCCAUAAUCGGUUCAUUCCUGCUGAAUCUAACGAUAGUAUACCGUUAAACGAUUACAACAAUUCUUCAAGAUUAUUUCAUGGCAUGCCAACAUCCAGCAGUACAUCCAUGUCGUCAUCUAUAUUCCAUCCCAAGAAUGUUUCUCUAAGUGAAAACUCCAAAUUCCUUAUCUGUUGCUUGAUGUGGUAUAUUUCAUCCUCCCUAUCAAGCAACACCGGCAAACAAAUCAUGAACUCUUUUAAAUACCCAGUGACGCUGACAUUUGUUCAAUUCUUAUUUGUUGCAGCUUGGUGUGCUAUUAUGGAACGAGCAUUCAAAUCAUCAGGAAUCAAAAAACCUACCAAAGUGAUUAUUCAAACCAUCGUGCCGUUAUCUCUUUUUAUGAUUGUUGGUCAUGUAUUUUCCAGUAUAUCUAUUAGUCGGAUCCCUGUGAGCUUAGUUCAUACAAUCAAGGCAACCGCACCGCUUUUCACAGUAUUGGUUUAUCGAUUUGUAUUUAAAGUCCACUAUUCAUCUAAAGUCUACACAGCGCUGAUCCCAUUAACCUCUGGUGUUAUUCUUGCCUGUUCAUUUACGCUCUCCAACAAUGUGAUUGGAUUAUCUUGUGCGAUGGGUUCAUGUUUGAUUUUUGUGAUGCAGAAUAUCUUUAGUAAGAAAUUGCUCUUCAAGGAAUCUAAAAUGGGAGAGAAUAACCCUAACAAACUGGACAAGAUGAACAUGAUGUUUUAUUCUUCUUCUAUUGCAUUUCUGUUAAUGAUUCCUCUUUGGGUUUAUUCAGACGGAUUCCGAUUCAUGACCAGUAUAGAAACACAUCGUGAUAUCAGUAAACUUCGGUUAGCCACCUACUUUUUACUGAACGGCACCACACAUUUUGCUCAGAACUGGUUUGCCUUUACUACCUUGAAUAUGUCUUCACCCGUCACCUAUUCGAUCGCUUCGUUAGUUAAGCGAAUUUUUGUCAUUGUCAUGAGUAUCCUUUGGUUUGGUCAACAAGUGAGUAUCACACAGAGUCUAGGUAUUGCCUUGACAUUUAUGGGUUUGUGGAUGUAUCAAAAGGCCAAGCGAGAGGUAGAACAAGGUGAGACCAAGGCACGCGAAGGAUCAUUAGAGUUGUUGCCUACCACUACCAAGAUACAUUAUGACGAAACAUUAGAUGAAAAGCCCUUGUUUUCACAACAACAGGAUACAUUGGAUAUUAAUAAUAACCCACAUCCAACAAUAUCCGUGAAAAAAUGGAUUGGAAAUCAUUUGCCUGGUUCAAAUGCUGCAAGAGAGACAAAACUUUUAUAGACAAUUUUAAAUAUAUUUUUUUGCAUUUUCUUAAUAUCCCCCUCCUUCCCAUCUUUUUUAAUU
Molecule: messenger RNA, 1476 nt
Organism: Mucor mucedo
Lineage: Eukaryota; Fungi; Mucoromycota; Mucoromycetes; Mucorales; Mucoraceae
Product: triose phosphate transporter
Exons: 2
Coding region: 52-1413 (453 amino acids)
Biological process (GO): phosphoenolpyruvate transmembrane import into Golgi lumen
Cellular component (GO): Golgi apparatus; endoplasmic reticulum
Molecular function (GO): antiporter activity; phosphoenolpyruvate transmembrane transporter activity
Source: RefSeq, a predicted model, not a curated record